AUGACUGAUGUCCAGUCAUCAACAACGAAGGAGCCGAAGCCAGUCAAGGUCAUCUGCAGACCAUGUAACGGAGCUGCACUGGAGAUCCAAACCAUCUCCUUUGUUGACCACUGCCGAAGUCAACCGGGAGGUUUGAGUGGUUCAACGAAAGGUAGCUGGCGUCCUCGAAGAUACCUCAUCCACGUUCCCGAUCUGAAGGACGACCCAUGCGCAGAUAAUCACAGCUAUGGUUGGUAUAAUCGCUCGUUCGUUGACCUCGGUAUCAUGGAUCCGGAUCCAACGCCCGGAGAUCGUUCGACCUUGUUUCACGUGCAAAUUGUGACGAAUGAGCAUUCGAAGGGAGUCCCGCGCGUACUGCAUGUCUACGGGACUGCUUUUACAUUCAAGGUGAAGGGGAAAAAUGAUCGUGGCAUGUUGGAAUGUGGCGAUGUGGACGAAGCUAUCAUCAAGGAUGCGGUCAAGGGGAAAGGGAUAAAAGGGUCAUGA
This is a messenger RNA of Letharia columbiana, 486 nucleotides long. RefSeq lists its product as uncharacterized. The transcript has a single exon. Bases 1 to 486 code for a protein of 161 amino acids. NCBI's taxonomy places the organism in Eukaryota, Fungi, Ascomycota, Lecanoromycetes, Lecanorales, Parmeliaceae. The record is from RefSeq and is a predicted model, not a curated record.